Cricetulus griseus (Chinese hamster) is the source of this 2336-nucleotide messenger RNA. The record is from RefSeq and is a predicted model, not a curated record. NCBI's taxonomy places the organism in Eukaryota, Metazoa, Chordata, Mammalia, Rodentia, Cricetidae.
ACUAAUAAACACAUGCUGUGUUCCCGGCUGAAAACACUUCUCAGUGUCACAGUGGGGAAUUUUACCACUCCUGAUAGUCCUGCAGCUGGAGCCCAGGUGCCAGGGUCGCUGUCCUUGGACCAGAGCUUAUGAACAAGCACACACCUGAUUUUACCUGGUGGCGCAAAGCCGGUUGCCUCAUCCUCGUCUUCACUCAGUUUGUACAGUUGCCAGAAAUGAUAGAUUAGGGCUUUUCACGUUUUUUUCUGUGGAAACCAGAAGGGAGCUGUAAAAGGCUGCGCUGUGUCCACCUGGCCGGGGACGAAUGCUGGACCUCCAACCUCCAGUACUGCCAGGAGGCUUUUUCCUAUCCGCCGGCACACACAGGGAUGGAUGGGUGAAGCCCACCUGGGCUGUGGCCCUGCCCAGCAGUCACCAUCUCACUCAGGCCCCUUGGUGGCGGCAGGAUGCACCUCUCCGCGGUGUUCAAUGCCCUCCUGGUGUCUGUGCUGGCCGCAGUCCUGUGGAAGCAUGUGCGCCUGCGGGAGCACGCGGCCACCCUGGAGGAGGAGCUGGCCCUUGGACAGCAGUCCCUGGAUCCAGUGUCGGGCCUAAGGAUCGACUACCUGAAGGCCCUGCAGGUCCUCAUGGAGGGUGGCACCCACAUGGUGUGCACAGGCCGCACCCACACAGACCGCAUCUGUCGCUUCAAGUGGCUGUGCUACUCCAAUGAGGCCGAGGAAUUCAUCUUUUUCCAUGGCAACUCCUCCGUGAUGCUGCCCAACCUGGGCUCCCGGCGCUUCCAGCCGGCCCUCCUGGACCUGUCCACGGUGGAGGACCACAACGCCCAGUACUUCAAUUUCGUGGAGCUGCCCGCCGCAGCCCUGCGCUUCAUGCCAAAGCCAGUGUUCGUGCCCGACGUGGCCCUCAUCACCAACCGCUUCAACCCCGACAACCUCAUGCACGUCUUCCACGACGACCUGCUCCCGCUCUUCUACACGCUGAGGCAGUUCCCCGGCCUGGCGCAGGAGGCCCGGCUCUUCUUCAUGGAGGGCUGGGGCGAGGGCGCCCACUUUGACCUCUAUAAGCUGCUUAGCCCCAAGCAGCCGCUGCUGCGAGCGCAACUCAAGACGCUGGGCCGCUUGCUCUGCUUUUCCCACGCGUUUGUGGGCCUGUCCAAGGUCACCACCUGGUACCAGUAUGGCUUCGUCCAGCCCCAGGGCCCGAAGGCCAACAUCCUCGUCUCUGGCAACGAGAUCCGGCAGUUUGCCCGCUUCAUGACCGAAAGGCUGAACGUGAGCCACGCAGGGGCGCCCCUGGGCGAGGAGUACAUCCUGGUCUUCAGCCGCACCCAGAACAGACUCAUCCUGAACGAGGCAGAGCUGCUGCUGGAGCUCGCGCAGGAGUUCCAGAUGAAGACGGUGACCGUGUCCCUGGAGGACCACAGCUUCGCAGACGUGGUGCGGCUGGUCAGCAACGCCUCCAUGUUAGUCAGCAUGCACGGGGCCCAGCUGGUCACCGCCCUCUUCCUGCCCCGCGGGGCCACCGUAGUCGAGCUCUUCCCCUACGCUGUCAAUCCUGACCACUACACCCCCUAUAAGACUCUGGCCACCCUGCCUGGCAUGGACCUGCAGUACGUGGCCUGGCGAAACAUGAUCCGGGAGAACACAGUCACACACCCUGAGCGGCCCUGGGACCAAGGGGGCAUCACCCACCUGGACCGGGCUGAGCAGGCCCGCAUCCUUCAGAGCCGGGAGGUCCCCCGGCACCUCUGUUGCCGGAACCCAGAGUGGCUCUUCCGAAUCUACCAGGACACGAGGGUGGACAUCCCGUCCCUCAUGCAAUCCAUCCGGCGCGUGGUGAAGGGCCGCCCGGGACCACGGAGGCAGAGGUGGGCAAUCAGCCUGUACCCAGGCAAGGUGCGGGAGGCCCGGUGCCAGGCGUCCGUGCAGGGUGCCACUGAGGCCCACCUGUCCGUGUCCUGGCAGAUCCCAUGGAACCUCAAGUACCUGAAAGUCCGGGAGGUAAAGUACGAGGUGUGGCUGCAGGAGCAAGGGGAGAACACGUACGCGCCUUACAUGCUGACCCUGCAGAACCACACUUUCACGGAGAACAUCAAGCCCUUCACCACCUACCUGGUGUGGGUCCGCUGCAUCUUUAACAAGAGCCUCCUGGGACCGUUUGCAGAUGUGCUGGUGUGCAGCACGUAGCCUGUGGCCGGGCCUCAGGAAGGCGGCCUUCGCAGCUCAGCUUCCCAAGGUCCGCAGUCCUGCUGGCAACUGUGGUGAUGACUUAUCUAUUUAUUGAGCAGGCCUGCUCCCAGUGUAGUCUUUUACUGCUGUGGGUGUGCUGUUUGC